This is a messenger RNA of Coccidioides immitis RS, 1166 nucleotides long. Its product is annotated as enoyl-CoA hydratase/carnithine racemase. Gene Ontology annotation, cellular component: mitochondrion. The record is from RefSeq and is a predicted model, not a curated record. NCBI's taxonomy places the organism in Eukaryota, Fungi, Ascomycota, Eurotiomycetes, Onygenales, Onygenaceae. The transcript is spliced from 5 exons. Gene Ontology annotation, molecular function: enoyl-CoA hydratase activity. Gene Ontology annotation, biological process: fatty acid beta-oxidation. Bases 226 to 1065 code for a protein of 279 amino acids.
AAUCGAUUGAUCCAAAUAAUAAAUUCCAGGUUCAGAACGCCCAAUCACAACCAACUGAGUUUCGACAGCUUGUGGAUCAGGUGGUACUUGUGCUGGUGCUUCAACACGUUGCUCCCUAUGGCCCCCAGACGUCAGGACACAAGUUUGGGGGACACAGCUUACAUAACUAACUACCCACUCUUCCUCGCAUCCAAAGCACAGAACCCAAGAGGUCACUAGUUAGCGAUGGGCUAUCCUACCGAUACUCCUCCUCCCCUUGUGAGGUUCGUCCUUCUGGACUUUCCGGCCCCCCAUGUACUUCUGGUCACAAUGAACCUGGAGAAACAGAUGAACUCCCUCCCAGUUGACGGGGUAUGGGAGAUGGACCGUGUCUGGAAGUGGUUUGAUGAAGAACCGCAAUUACGUGUUGCCAUUAUUACGGGUGCUGGCAAAAAGGCCUUUUGUGCCGGAAUGGAUCUCAAGGAGCGCCAAUCUGGCUUCGAGCAAGGCGAUCUAAGUAUCCCGGGUCAAAACUUAUAUCCUCCCAACGGCUUUGCGGGGAUGACCCGGCGCGUGGGCAAGAAGCCAAUUAUCGCCGCUUGCAAUGGUCAUGCUCACGGAGGUGGAUUUGAAAUUAUUCUCAACAGUGACAUCGUCAUUGCAUCCUCUAACGCGGAUUUUCGACUACCCGACGUCCUUCGCGGAACUGCAGCUCUCGAGGGAGCAUUUCCACGACUAUGUCGGAAUUUUACGUUACAGAGAGCCAUGUGGCUAGCGUUAACCGCACAUAAAUUAACAGCCCAGGAAGCUCUGGAUUGGGGUUUGGUUCAGAAGGUUGUGCCAAUUGAAGAAUUAAUCACUGAAACUGUCAAGGUAGCAAAAUUGAUUGCAAGUAUGAGUCCUGAUAGCGUUAUCGUGAGUCGGGCAGGUAUAAGACAGGCAUGGGAGACCAGCAGUGUCGAACAAGCUGCACGCUUGACCGUGGAGAGAUAUGGCAGCGCGUUGUUCGCUGGAGAAAAUGCUAAUGAAGGGAUGCUAGCCUUUAAGGAGAGAAGAGCUCCGAAUUGGCUUCCUUCAAAGCUUUAAGCCGAUCGUGAAUGACACCCAAGCUACAUGUAGACUACAUUCUUAAGUAACUGUACUCCGUCGAUGCGUCAAGGAUAUCUCCAUUUGACGAGCUUCUUCAA